This is a messenger RNA of Letharia lupina, 840 nucleotides long. RefSeq lists its product as uncharacterized. Lineage: Eukaryota; Fungi; Ascomycota; Lecanoromycetes; Lecanorales; Parmeliaceae. The coding region runs from base 1 to 840 and encodes 279 amino acids. The record is from RefSeq and is a predicted model, not a curated record. The transcript has 5 exons.
AUGUCUUCGACCCCAAGGACAUCUUACGACGUCGAUGGAUACUGUCUUGGACGGAGCUUUUCAUCGUCUUCAAGAUUAAACCUCCAACACUAUCUUUGGAAAGACGCCGUGGGAUACAACAUCCAUCCAGAUAUACCGGUCCAAGAUAGCAAAGACUUUAAAAUAGCUGAUGUUGGCACGGGCACAGGAAUCUGGCUUAUAGAUCUCAACCGCCAGUUGCCCUUAUCCUGCCUUGAUGGUUUCGACGUCUCUUCCGACCAGUACCCCCCCAAAGAAUGGCUACCAGCGAAUAUAUCGCUCAAGACUCUGGAUAUACACAAGCCAAUUCCUGAAGAGCUUAAAGGCAAAUACGAUGUCGUCCAUGUUCGCUUGUUCAUCACUGUCGUGAAAAGCGACGAUCCGUUGCCUAUCUUGAAAAAUCUCAUGGACAUGUUGAAACCGGGUGGCUACCUCCAAUGGUCUGAACAUAGUCUUGCAACUAUAACGGUAGAGUCCAUCAAGCCAGGCAUGAAGACAGGAGAGAUACAGUUUUUGGUCGAACACGCCAGGAACGCCGUGCCAUACGGUUGGCCUCCCAGGCUUCCAGACAGUUUCGCGAAGCAAGGGUUCCAAGAUGUUUCCUACAGUCGCUACCCGAUAAGUCCCGAAGUUCGAGUGUUCUUCACUCAGAUGCAAUUCAUGAUUGGGGAGGAAUACAGCAUUGUCGCAAUGGAUAAUAGCGAUCCUCAAAAGGGUGGGCCAGCCCAUCGAAGACGGAUCCAGGAGGCGGCCAAGGAAGCGAAGGAAGGCGCAGCCAUGCAUUUCAUCCCCGAGGUCACCAUAGGAAAGAAGCCAACAUAG